CGCAGUGGUAAUUGGCCAAUGGCGAUCCACGCUGCACUCUUGUCACUCAAGUCUUGAUCGAAAGUGUUGUUAUUGUUUGAGGUUAUGUGCGUUUUAUUCUAAUCAGAUGUUCUAUACUGUUUUACAACAUUGAAGAGGUGUAAAGUUUUAAUAACUACCGAUUUUAAGAACAUGUAUUCUUAAUUAUUGCCAAGUUCUUUUUCGUUUGGACUCAUCUUUCCCAGUAUACUUGGUGUAUUGUUAUAGGUUAGCUUUUGUUAUUUAAACCUUUUACUUUACAUACCUAGGCCUACACUAGCUGCUGAUUUCAUGUUCUGUACAUUACAAUGAAAACUUAGUGCGUAAUUCGUAACGUGUUUUCUAUGAAAUCCUGUUUCUGAAAUGGCUUUAGAUUGGGAAAAAUACUUGAACUGUGUCAAACAUUUUUUGUCAGUGUCUGAUUCUAUAGAUGAUGGGUGGUUUGGGGUUGAAACACUAGACUGUAAAAAACUACCGGAAAACUAUUACUUAUACAAAAAAAGUGCAAGUGAAGUGCCCACAAUGACACUAACCAAUACAUUCAUGUUUGAAGAAGAACAUAUGUUGGAAAGUCAACUUGAUAUAUUAUCUUUGAGAGAUCAAUCGCAAUAUACUUCAGAACAAAUCAUCUGGGAAUACAAUAUCCUUUACAGCCCAAGCUACAGUGUGCCUGUGUUGUAUUUUAAUGUGAGAAAUACUUCAGGUAAACUUCUAAGUCUUGAUAAAGUGUGGACACUACUCAAUAUUCCGGAAGAAAUGUUGUCAGAGAGAUGGAAUUUUGUUUCUCAACAGGAACAUCCGAUACUUUUGAAACCGUUCUUUUAUGUUCAUCCAUGUAGAAGCUCUGAAUUCAUGAAAAUAAGUGAACAAUCAACUGUAAAUCCCCUGGUUACAUGGCUAAGUAGUAUCGCUCCAAUAGUUCAUCUCUACAUUCCUAUAGAUUAUGGAAAACAGUCUUUUGAGAAAUGUUUGCAUUAGGCCUAACUGUAAUAAUACAGAACUAUUUUGUUUAGUGCAUGUUUUUGUAAACCUAUCGUUGUUAUAAGUAUUAAUGUCUGAUCUCAAUUAUAAAUAGGCCUACAUUAGUUUUUUGUUAAUAAUAGCAUUGCUAACUGUUGGUAAACAAUUAAAGGUAAUUAAUCGUAUACAAUUCAGUUAUCACCCACAAUGUUUUCCAUAUGAGAUAUAUUACUCACAAUAUGUUUCUAAAGAUAAAGUAACAUGAAUAAAAAGCUGAAGUUGUUCUAAGAAGACAAUUCAUUUUCGGAAAAACAAAAAAAAAUAUUGUAAAGUAACUAG
This is a messenger RNA of Homalodisca vitripennis (glassy-winged sharpshooter), 1317 nucleotides long. RefSeq names its product ubiquitin-like-conjugating enzyme ATG10 (gene Atg10). Gene Ontology annotation, cellular component: intracellular anatomical structure. Bases 382 to 996 code for a protein of 204 amino acids. Gene Ontology annotation, biological process: protein modification by small protein conjugation; macroautophagy; protein lipidation. The record is from RefSeq and is a predicted model, not a curated record. The transcript has a single exon. NCBI's taxonomy places the organism in Eukaryota, Metazoa, Arthropoda, Insecta, Hemiptera, Cicadellidae. Gene Ontology annotation, molecular function: Atg12 transferase activity.